UUUUUGAAGGUUACCCUAAAAAAUAUACAGCGGAAAAAACUUUUUUAAAAAAAUACAAGGUCUAUAAAGGGGCCUGCUUUCAAAAUGUAAAUAGAUAAGUUCCGUUGGACGUACAAGUAAAAGAGAUAGUGGAUAAGAGAGAAAAGCAGGGGAUAAUAAACGAAACCCCCGGCAAUGGCGAUGGCGAUGCCGAUGCCGAUGCCGAUGCAGCUCUGGUCCUCGUCGUCCUCCUCCGCGUGCUGCGCCGGCCUCAAACCCUUCGUAUUGGGGGCCCAACAAGAGCGACCGGGCGGGGCAGGAGAGCUGAUCCGGUCGGGGUCGGUGCGGGCCAUCAGGCCGAGCGAGGCGGCGGGGAUGCUGCGGGGGGAGGGGGGGUUCCGGCUGCUGGACGUGCGGCCGGCGUGGGAGCGGGAGAAGGCCCGGGUGGGCGGGUCCCUGCACGUGCCCCUCUUCGUGGCCGACCCCGACAACGGGCCCCUGACGCUCCUCAAGCGGUGGGUCCACUUCGGCUACGUCGGCCUCUGGACGGGCCAGCUCCUCACCACCGUCAACCACCGCUUCGUCGCCGACGUCGAGGCGCAAGUCCCCGACAAGGCCACCAAGUUGCUCGUCGCGUGCGGCGAAGGCCUCAGGUCGCUGAUGGCGGUGCGGUUGCUGCACGAGGGAGGGUACGAGAACUUGGGGUGGUUGGCCGGGGGAUUCAACCGGUGCGUCGACGGCGAUUUCCCGGACGUCGAAGGGAGCUCGAAGCUUCAAUAUGCCACCAUAGGCGGCGUGUCGUAUAUUUUCCUCCAACUUCUUCUCCUACUGCGGGUGAUCGGAAAAGAAUCAAAAGAAAGGUGACAGACGAAGAAUGAUCAUCAACGGCUUACCGGUUGUUUUUGUCUAAAAUGAUGUUAGUGAUAUAAUUGUUUUGAUUGUACAUUGAUCACAUUUAAUGAAUCUUGUCAGACCUAAUUAAUCGUUAUUGAAUCAUUGGAUUAACAGUAGAAUUACCGAAGGUACAAUAUUUGUCA
Molecule: messenger RNA, 1016 nt
Organism: Ananas comosus (pineapple)
Lineage: Eukaryota; Viridiplantae; Streptophyta; Magnoliopsida; Poales; Bromeliaceae
Product: rhodanese-like domain-containing protein 10
Exons: 2
Coding region: 175-843 (222 amino acids)
Cellular component (GO): chloroplast
Source: RefSeq, a predicted model, not a curated record